AUGUCACUAGACAUACUGAGAAACCAAGUGCUGUCUAAUGCUGAUGGAGAAGAAAAAGUAGAAGUUAAUCAAAGACAUUUAAUUGACAAGAUCCUCGCAAGAUACUCCGCUGAAUUUGUAGUAUUCAGAGAGCUAAUGCAGAAUGCAGAUGAUGCAAAGUCAUCAAAAGUAGAGAUAAUAUUUGAAACGGCAGCAGGCAAAGCCGCAGGACAGCUAAACAUGAAAAACAAAUGCACUAGAAUACUUUUCAAAAACAAUGGCUUUGUCUUUAGAUCAGAAGAUUGGAAUAGAUUGAAAAAAAUAGCAGAGGGAAAUCCUGAUGAGCAAAAGAUUGGUGCAUUUGGUGUCGGAUUUUACUCACUGUUUUCUGUAUGCGAAGAGCCAUUUGUUUCUUCUGGUGGACAUGGAAUGGCGUUUUAUUGGCGUGGAGAUCAACUAUUUGCUAAGCGAGGGCCAACGGAUUCCAACGACCAAUGGACAACGUUUCUGAUGGAUGUUAGAGAGCCCAUGGAGAUUCCAAAUCCUGAACAGUUUGGAAGAUUCCUAGCGACAUCGAUAGGCUUUACUGGAAACCUUUGCGGAAUAUCUGUGUACAUAGAUGACACAGAAAUUCUAAAACUCUCUAAGAAAAUGUCUGAUUCACGUGCAAUGGAUAUAGCAAGUGGUCUAAGUACAUACUCGCCGCGUAAAAUGUUCCACCUCAAAUCAGUUGACGUACGAAAUGUGCAAAUAGACGUUGAACGCCUACUCGUGACAUCAUCCACGCGUACAGCUGCAAGUUGUCCAAAAGAGAAUGGGACUAUUUUUCUUCGUAUUGCGGCUGGGCAUUUAGACGUAAACGUGACGAAGGCAUUCUCGGCGGAGAUGGAACGUAGUACUAAAAAGAAACCACCGAGCAAGACUAUGAUACAAAUGUUGUUUUCAGGAUUUGAUGAGCAUAAUUCUUCAGCGGCUGAUAAUAACCAAAAGAAGGCUUCUAUUGGUAUAUUUAAGGAUCUCUUGCCAUAUCCAGAACAAGGAAGAAUAUUUAUUGGUUUCCCGACGCAUCAGACGACUGGAUGUUCAUCUCACUUGGCAGCGAGGGUUAUUCCUACGGUCGAACGCGAGUCGAUAGAUUUGGUAGACAAGACAUUAGCUGUCUAUAAUGAAGAAAUGUUGUCAAUAUCAGGAGUACUUUCUCGUGUUCUAUAUGAAGACGAAAUGAACCAGAUCUCCCGUCUUUAUAAAGAAAUUGUAGGCAAUAACGCUGAUUCAAAUGACGAAGCAAUACGCUCAGCUUGUGAAUGGUUUCAAAAACGAGCUACACAUGCUCUAAUACACUUUACCUUUCGCCCAAGCACCCCCAAUAAUCGUGUCGGCAGAAUUAUGGAAACAAUAUUCUUCGCCUGCUCGAAGCAACCACUUCCUAUUAUUUCGUCUCUAGGCGUACUCCCCAUUAACGUAAUUAGACUACCUAAUCAGGACAUGGAAAAAUUCAUAAAGAUUAUUCCGACUGUUCCAAAGAAUGUUCUAAAAGAAUGUGAUACUUUCUUUAAGAAGGCGAAAGAGCAGAAAAUGAUUGGAGAGAUUACAUUGGACGAUAUUUUGUUUACUGAAUUACAGAAUAGAACUUUUACCGAAACAGAAAUGACCAGUUUGAUGAAGUGGUGGAUUGAAUAUAGUGCGAAAAACCAUACGAAGGACGCGGAUAGGUCGACGUUUUUAGAAUUUGCAAUUCUUGCGUGGGAGGAUAAUGCUUCGUCGCUGGCCAAGUUUAACUAUUUCUUGAACCCCAAAUUGAUACCGCCAAAUAAUGAUUUUCCUGACGAUAUGUUGCCUUAUAAUGUUUCCAAAUCAUUUAAUAAGAAUGAGCUCGGGAAACAUUUUGGAAACUACAAAGAACUCUCAAUUCUGGCCUGGGUGAAUUUUAUACUCAAAACACCAAAACUUCAACAGCUUGAAUCGGAUACCGUUUUCGCUCAAAACUUUAUUAGAAUCCUUGGGCGUUCCCUUGCAUCUCUCUCCUCUUCGGAUCAAAAUACUCUUCGUACAUUAUUAUGUCAAAAGAAAGUGAUUCCGACCAAAUUUGGAAUGCGCAUUCCUGAAGAGGCCUACUUCUCGUCAGUGACUCUUUUCCCGGAUUUGCCGACAGUUGAGCUCCAAAAUCCUCCCGAAAAACUGCUUACUCUUCUUGGUGUGCGCAAGCACGUCGAGCUGCAGUUGAUAUUUGAUCGUUUAGUUUCUCAGGGAAACUGGGAUCAUACACAAUUAGUGAAGUACUUGGCCUCUAUAUCAAACAAUUUGAAACCGAUCGAAAAGAAAAGAUUGGAAAUUACUGCGAUCUGGCCUCGCGAGCAGGAGCAGGAUAAUGGAAAGGCGGAUGAGAACGGAUCUGCGGAAAGGGGUGUCAAGAGAUAUUUGGCAUCAGAGUUAUAUGCACCUUUGCCCGAAUUGAGAGAAUUUCAACUGCCGUUUAUCGAGUGGAAAGGGAAAUGGAAGAAUAAUUCGAGCGAAGCCAAAUUCUUAAUAGAUCUCGGGCUCCGUACCUAUCCGCCCAUGGAUGAUAUUCUCUCGUUGGCUGCUCCCCCAACGAAAAUCGAGCUUCGACGCAAAGCUCUCCAUUAUUUCAUGGAGAAAUUCAAAGCUCACUACGCGACCGGGUACCAUUCUUAUUCUAUAACCAUACCAUUUCUUCCCUGCACUGACUCUUCAAUUUAUUCCACACCUUCCGACUGUUAUGUCAAUUCCGCAUGUACGGUCAUGGGAUUCAACGCUUUACAUCAAGACUUAAGCUUCCGUGCCGCAGAGUUAGGCAUAGAUCAACAUCCGCCAAAGCAAAAAUUAAUAGAAAGAUUGCGUGGCAAGCUGUCUCGGAACGAAGACGAAGCGAGAAAGGUGUUUGAAUAUCUUGCAACACAACGGGGAAUAUUUUCACAUGCAGAUUGUGAGAUGUUAGGCAAUGUUAAAUUUGUUCCGAUUAGAGAUAAAGAGAAUAAGAUUGUGUAUACUAAUCCGAAUAGUUGUUUCUUUAAGAGUCAGGAUGAGAGUUAUAGGGAUUUCUUUUCUUAUAUCGACUUUGGUGAAAAGGCAAACGUAUUUCUUCGGUCAUGUGGCGUAAAAUCAGCUCCAUCUCCCAUAGAACUCGCUCGGUUACUCGUCCGUUCUUCAACCGAAUUUUGGACGAAAAUGGGUGACGAUGUUGAGAAAUAUACCGGAGUUCUGCGUAGCAUUGCUGCAAAUUUUGAUUUAAUAAGUCGUGAAUCUGAAUUGGUUGCUGAGAUGUCACGGUCACCUAUUUUGUUGGGAAUUAGGGUGCAAUCUUCUAAUAGAGGGACGGAUGAUGCAAUCAUGGAUGAAGAUGGAGGUGGAGAUGAAGUUAAUCAUUACGCCUUGGCAACGGCAAAGAAUAUUUUCUUGAAUGACGAUCCGAAUAUUUGGAGAGCUUUUAGUGUUUUGACAUGUCCAGUCGAAGAAUUGCUUGAAAAUUUUUACGAGAAACUUGGUAGUUGUUGGCUAAAACGGAGCGUACAAACCUCAUACAUUCCGAAAGGCGAAGCAAAAAAUACACCCAUGUCCACAACGCUCGAAAACUUAAUCAAAGAUCGAGCGGCACUCUUCUUCCAUGAACGCCAUCGUAACGAAAUGCGUCAUGACGCCUUAUGGAUACAACAAAAUAUCCACGUUAAACAGGUCCAAGAAAUACAAACACGUUACCUCCUAACAUCAACAAAACAAACAAAAACAGAGCUGACAACUUCGUGUUUUCUAACGAGGGGGAACACGCAUACAUUAUACAUUGCUGGACAAGAUCUUGAUUAUUUGGACAUCGCCUACAGUUUGAGUACUAUUAUCUACAAGAAGCCGAGAUGGAAUGAUACGCUACUUUUGAGCUCGGUGUUGACCACUCCAUUACAGAGUCUGAAAAGAAAGGGAUAUCCGGUGGAAAGGAUUAUGAGAGCCAAGAGAGAAAGAAGAGAAAAAAUUAUAGUUGAUAAACCGCAGAAUUCGACAAUAACUCCACCGGCGCAGCCGCAACAUGCUAAUACGGAUUAUAUCAACAGACUUCAGGAGAUCUUUCCCGACGCUGAUCGUGCCUACUUAUCCACACUGGUUUCAGCAGAAACUGAUAAUCAUGUUGAGCGUGUUACAAACAAACUACUGGAAAGCGGCUACCCCAAACAACGAUCUGCUGAUAAGCCAAAGUCAAUAAAUGGCUGGUUUGAUAAAGCUAAAGGCUAUUUUAGUGAUAAUACACAACACCAGGAUGUAGGCAGUUCAAAGGGUAAAAAGCCGAUGGCGGUAACAUCGGAAGAUACAAAUAAACUGAAGGCAGCUUUACACAGUGCCGUGAUGGCCUGUAGACCUAAUUCGGGAAUUGCGAUCAACAAUCAGGCAACAGUUAAUCAGGUAGUUGAGAGUGCAAGCCAUUAUUGUGAUGUUGUACCUGGUCAUUCACUAAAUUUCAUAGGCCCUGUUAAUGGAAUGGAAGUUUAUGCAUCGAGGGACAUUGUGCAAGCCGAAGUCAUUGGUAAUCCACGCAUAAAGCACCUCGUCAAAUUCAUCGGACUUCUCAAAGAGCUGUCCGACGUAUUCAAACUGCCAACGAAUGCAGUGCAUGUUUUCUAUGAUCCUGUUGGAGAGUCGAUUGCAUUUAAUCGCGAUCGAGCACUGUUUUUCAACUUGCACUUUUAUGAGGGUUUGCAUGGUUCGGAUGGUGAGAAAUGGAGUUCCGAUUCCAUGAUAUAUUGGUUCUUUUCGUUUUGUCAUGAAUUGGCCCACAAUUUUGUGAAGGUACAUAAUUCGGAGCACGAGUAUUUUCUCUCGUCGUUUGCCAGAAAUUAUACAUCAGCUUUGUUGAAGAAAUUACAGCAGCAUAAAUUAAUAUAG
Molecule: messenger RNA, 4866 nt
Organism: Paraglomus brasilianum
Lineage: Eukaryota; Fungi; Glomeromycota; Glomeromycetes; Paraglomerales; Paraglomeraceae
Source: the annotation of a GenBank genome assembly